AGAAAAACAAAAAAAGAAAAAUAAAAUGUCAACAAUUUCAAGACACGUUUCUGAGGGAGUUAGACAAUUUUAUUAAAAAUCUAUGAAAAUUUUAAUAUAAAAAAGUGAAAAACUAAAAAUUUUGUUAAAUAUUUAAUAGAAUUUAAUAGCAAAAUAUAAAAAGUGAAAAUAUACAAAAUUCCAAGGGCAGGUAGACUUAACAAAUGUCACAAAGCCAGCAGCAGCAAACGCAAAAACAACCACAACAACAGAAGCCAGAGGGAGAACAAACAAAAACGGCAUGUAAAAACAGAAAACGAAAAAAUAGAAGAAAACGUUCUGAAGGCAGUGGACCAGCGGAAAAGUGUGAACCUAAAGAAAUUUUACUAGCAGGAGCUGGAGGCGAUACGAAAAUGGAAAAGAAACCUUUAAACACUUCCAUGGAACAAUUACAAGUGGCCCCCCGUAAACCCACUACACCCAUAGCCAGUCGCAAGGCGGCCGGUUCAAAUUGGGAAGCAGUGGUUAAAACUACCGCAACAAACAAACCUAAAACCAAUAAUGAACAAGAAAAUGUAGCUGCCGGCAAUAAGGGAAGUGCGGAAACAACCCCUUUAAGUAAAUCAGCUAAAUAUAGACAAAAGAGACGUAAUGCUGAACAGAAAUAUGUAUCCAUGGACUGUGAAAUGGUGGGUGUAGGCCUCAAUGGCCAGGAUGAUAUGCUGGCAAGAGUUUCAAUUGUCAAUAAACGUGGUGAGGUGCUGUUGGAUAAGUUCGUUAAGCCGCAGGAGAAAGUGACUGAUUAUCGUACUAGUGUUUCGGGCAUUAGGCCACAUGAUAUAGAUAAUGCUGAGGAUUUCAAAAGUGUACAAGAGGAGGUGGUACAAAUGUUGCAAGGCAAAAUCUUGGUAGGACAUGCCAUACGCAAUGAUUUGGCUGUCUUACAUAUAAAACAUCCUAAUAGCUGUAUACGUGAUACCUCACGCUAUAAGCCUUUAUGUCGUCUAGUAGCCAAUGGUCGUACCCCCAGUCUUAAACGUUUGUCCCAGGCCAUUUUGGGCAAGGAAAUACAAACUGGCGAACAUAACUCGGUGGAAGAUGCUCGUGCUGCCAUGAGUAUUUACAAUUGUUUGGCCAGCGAUUGGGAGAUGUAUAUUAAGAGACAUCAAAAAGGUGGCAAAUAACAAAGUGCCUCCAAACGGUUUCUACUCAUAACCUCAACCCACCUAGUUAUUAAGCUAAGCUAAAAUGCUCGCUGUUGUUGAAGUGUUUUUUCUUAUUAUUUUCUUUUUUUUUUCUCAAAAUUAUGCAAAUUUUUUCUGUUAUUGUAAAAGAAAUCAAGUUUUUCUAUAUUUUUUCAAAAUUCUU
Molecule: messenger RNA, 1347 nt
Organism: Lucilia sericata (common green bottle fly)
Lineage: Eukaryota; Metazoa; Arthropoda; Insecta; Diptera; Calliphoridae
Product: RNA exonuclease 4
Exons: 2
Coding region: 204-1163 (319 amino acids)
Biological process (GO): rRNA processing
Cellular component (GO): nucleus
Molecular function (GO): nucleic acid binding; 3'-5' exonuclease activity
Source: RefSeq, a predicted model, not a curated record